UCAUCUCCACCGUCCGUCCGCCCCAUCCCUUAACCAGAAAUCGUAGUGUCUGCUAAAAGUCGAAGCGCAACUGGUUUAUCUACAGACAACAAUGACGGUGGUCGCCGGUUGCUCCUCCUGUGCUCUUCCGAGACCAAUCUCAACUCCGUCUCACCGGAUAACCUACGGGAAGCUUGUUCCUCUUGUCCACAACUUCAGAACCUCCCAUGGAGUUUCACUGUGCAUCAAUGCUAUGCAAAAGAAGCUAGAUCAAUGUGCAGCAUCAACAACAAAUGAAACUGGUCAACAAUUCUAUGGCCCCUUGGGUUUAAACCAGAAAUUGGGAAUGGGAAUGGGGUUUGUAGGAAUCAGUAACGCAUUGUUAUUAGCUACACCUUUAGACGCCAUGGCAGACACCUCUGAUGCAACCCAGUCUAUCUUUAACAUGAACAUGCCUGUGUUAUUACUUGUUGCCCUCAUUGGAGCCACUGUUGGAGGAUUACUUGCUAGACAAAGAAAAGCAGAAUUACAGAGGCUAAAUGAACAGCUUCGCCAGAUCAAUGCAGCCUUAAAAAGACAAGCAAAGAUAGAAUCAUAUGCACCUGCUUUAAGCUAUGCUCCUGCCAUUAAAAUACCUGAAAAUGAAGUCUUUGUUGAUCCAAGAAAGCAAGAGUUGAUAUCUCAUCUCAAAAACGGGAAAAACUUUCUCAGAAAUCAAAAACCAGAAAAUGCAUUCUUUGAGUUUAAAACCGCACUUGAGCUUGCUCAGAAGAUUAAAGAUCCAAUCGAGGAAAAAAAGGCUGCAAGAGGACUAGGAGCAUCAAUGCAGAGGCAAGGUAAGCAUCGAGAAGCCAUUAAAUACCAUUCGAUGGUUUUAUCAAUUUCAGAAAGAGAAGGUGAGGACUCAGGGAACACAGAAGCGUAUGGAGCAAUAGCUGAUUGUUACACUGAGCUUGGUGACUUAGAAAAAGCAGCAACUUUCUAUGAUCAAUACAUUGCUAGAUUACAAGCGGAUUGAUGAUUGGUUCAUCUGUUUCUUUACCACAUCAUCAUGGAUGGAAGUUUUGUAGUAGAGGCUUGUAAUUGUUAAUGGUUGUUUCCAACUUUCUUGAAAUUUAUGUUUUUCUUAAUGAUUUAUAAAGACAUUAUGGAUGAUA
This is a messenger RNA of Lactuca sativa (garden lettuce), 1136 nucleotides long. It is a transcript of the gene FLU, whose product is annotated as Tetratricopeptide repeat (TPR)-like superfamily protein. NCBI's taxonomy places the organism in Eukaryota, Viridiplantae, Streptophyta, Magnoliopsida, Asterales, Asteraceae. The record is from RefSeq and is a predicted model, not a curated record. Gene Ontology annotation, biological process: chlorophyll biosynthetic process. Gene Ontology annotation, molecular function: protein binding.